UCCUUUUGAGACUUGUAUGAAUUCCCUCAUUGUGAUUUCUUCACUGCGACCGCAUUAACUGUAAUCUUACCGGCUGAUCCCGUGAGAACAGAUGGUAGGGAUUAUGCCGCCAAGUAGCUUCCUCGUGUAUGAGUCUGCCUUCUCGGUCCUCGCAGUCAACUUCGAACUCACAGGAAAAUAAUUCUAUGUAUCCAAACCCCCCGUCAGGGUCAAGUGCCUAGUCAAGUACCUCACAAGAUGUCGAAAUCGCCAUUUCAAUACGCUGAAGACCCAGUGCCUUCUUAUGAAGAGAGCGUCCGCUCAACACCAACCAGGUCGCCCCUUCCUCAGCAGACCCUUCCUCAGCAACUUGAUGACGCUCGCCUAAGUCGCGUUCGAAAUAUUCUUUCCACUUAUGUCGACCCUCUCCUUGCAGCCCAGGGGGCCUCGGGGAUCUAUAACGCUGUCUUUCUUCUGAUACCAUCUAAUGUGGACUCGCUACAACAACAACAAUCUAGCUCUGAAUAUUCAUACUCCACCCCGAAAGAACCAGAAGUCGUGGGCUUCGCAUCCACCGAUGUUGUCAAACUCAUUCGCUUGAAAGGCGAGGAGCAUACUAUAGAGUUCUGGAGACAGCCUGCCGUAAUUGAGGAACUGGGGAAAGGCUUGCGCAUGCGUUUGGAAAUGAGUGGCCACCGUGUCGAAAAGAACGAGAGUCCUGAGCCGGUGCCUGAACCAGCACCUUCCAAACCAACAUCGCCACCGCCAAGCGAGAAGAAGGCAUCAGGCUGGUUUCGAUCCAAGCCGAAGAAGCAAUCAAAGUCAUGGCUGAACAGCACAAUUCCAUCCGAAGCGACCAUCACCGAUCACAAACUGGGAUGGCGCGAGAAACAUGAAGAUGUCGACCUCAGCAAACCUUUACGGCGGGGCUUAGUCAGGGUGCGUGUCGAAUGGAAGGAAGUCUGUUUGCGAGUAGAAAAUGAGCUGGGUUUGUUUGAAACACGCAAGGGACCGGGUGUAUGCUUGUUGGUUGACGUUGGAAGUUGAUAGAUAUGAGAAUUUUUCAUUGCUUUAAAAUAUCACAUUUCU
Messenger RNA from Talaromyces proteolyticus, 1068 nucleotides. RefSeq lists its product as uncharacterized. NCBI's taxonomy places the organism in Eukaryota, Fungi, Ascomycota, Eurotiomycetes, Eurotiales, Trichocomaceae. The record is from RefSeq and is a predicted model, not a curated record. The transcript has a single exon. Bases 238 to 1026 code for a protein of 262 amino acids.